AUGUUAAGCCGCGGCUUCUCGUCCCAGGGCUUUUUUGGAGGCCAAGGAGUUGGUAGGCAGCCGGACCCCAAGAAAAAUGGGCAAGGCCCAUCACCACAGGAUCAAGGCUUACGCCAAGGAACAGGUGAAUCGUAUCCCAAGGAGCACGGUAAGGGAUUCUUCCACAAACUGAAAUGGAAAAAGGGUCCUGAUUCCAUGCAUCCUUCCCCUGAGGAAAUAAAUGCCGACUCGCCUACAAGUCCGGUGGGCACGCGCCAGGGGCCCCCUCCGACAUCGGUUUUUGCUAGACCUGGAUUCGAUGGUGGUGACAUGUCCCUUGGAGAACGGCCACCCUCUUCUUUCUCAGAUUAUGAGAAAGUCCAACCACGAUCCAGGAAUCCCACAAAUAGCGCACCACUAAAGAGAUAUGCUCUGGCCACACCUGAUGGGUGGAAUUAUCGGUUGAUAGACGUGACGGAUGUGGAUGCAGCAGACGCACUGCGCAUUACUAUAUGUAAUAGCCUGGGCAUCAAGGAUCCGGGAAGUGCAUUGAUCUAUCUUACGGAACCUGGCCAAAUUACACACGAGGAUCCGUUGAGUGAUACAAUGCUGGUCGUAAAUCGCCGGACAAAAUCAGAUCCCCAUGGCACUUUGAAAUUUUUCGUUCACCUCGCCCAUCCAUCUCCACCACCUGCACCUGCACCAGCACCACAAGCCACCGGUUUGGGUCUGUCAUUUGCAGAGCGGCGAGCCAGGAAUCCAGUAGACGAUGAUGCUCGACACCAUGUAUGGGGUGUAUCGUCCAGACCUCAACCGCAAGCGAUAAAUUUUGAUGCGGACAAACCACCUCCAUAUGAUCAACAAGCUCAACCUUGGAAUUUCGUUAGUGAUAAUAAGCAUGCCAGUGAACAGGAUAUCGAUGGUGUAGAAGCGGCAAUAUAUGCUGCGCAUGAAGAGUACAGGCGGGAAGCUGAGAGAAAGCAGAAGGCUUAUCUUCAAUCAAAACAGGAAAGUCAGCAGCAGCUGAAGGAGGCGUCUAAAGUCUCUAUAAGGCGGGAUGGUGUGAUAGAUUUCGAUUCCCCUCGAAUUUCUCCAUAUGAAGAUAAGAAGGCCGAUAACCUCGUUCCACUACGGAAACCCCCUUCGGCGCCAUCGGAGUCAAGUACGCUCAGCAAAGUCAACUCUUUGAGCAGGAAACUAGGGGGUAGACCGCGCAAGGACUCUGCUCACAAGCGCAGCCCUUCAGAUCAGAUAUUCGAAGAAUGGGGAGAAAAGCAAUGGACUUCAAGUCCCGCGCUACCAUCACCUGGCCUGGCUGACGGUCUUGGAGUUGCAUUAGCGGGCAUUGGGAAAGUAUCAAGUGCUAUCGGAAAACCAUUUCCUAACCAAGCUAUGACUUCUACACGUUCUCCGCUUUCUUCUUCAGAGCCGGUUUCUGGGAAAGGUUGCUCACUGCAGUCCGUUGAUUUCAAUAAUGCUAGGGGACGACGAGCUAGUCCAACAAGUUCCUCUCCUAAGGUGCCUAUGUAUACUCGCGGGAAGGGAAAUACUGUAUUCAGGGUACCGUUAUACGAUUGGGAUGGGAGUACCAAAUACCCCGCUGCUCCGCCUGAAGAAACGAAGUCAGCUGUUCCCACGCUGCAAUCUGAUUGUUCACAUUCCAUCAGCCCUGCGUCUGCACUUCCCGAUACACAAUCGCAACAAAAACAACGAAACCGAAAAUCAAUUGGUCCUGAUUUUGAUUUCCAGGAGACGGAAGUUUCGUUCUCCAGAGUUCCUGUGCAUGUAGAAGAUUCGGAUGAGGAUUCAGAUGAAGGCCUGUUUGCUAUACCAUUGGCUGGCGCGAAGGGUGGGGUGCAGCCAAAGAAAAAUAAAGCACCGAUGAAGAACAUUAGUGGUGGUCAGGGUCGUUCCGCUAAACCUGCUCUGACCGUCAAUACUGGAUCGCGGGCAGCCAAGGGAAUGUCCGUGAGCUUCAAAUCACCAAGUACGGUAGAACCUUCGAAUACACCGUCAACCCGAAGCACGGACAAUGAGACUGGUGGAGAACAAAGCUUCAAUAAAUCCGCGAAUGAUGACAAUAGCUCGUCAAAAUCGCCGGAAACCAGCAGGGACAGCCGUCGCCAUUCAAUAAUCAGAGAUGACAUUUGGGCUAGCAGACCACCAGUUGAUGGUAUGAUUGAUCAUCUAGAUGAUUUCUUCCCAGACGUUGAUCUGGAUGAACCAUACGUGGAAGGGAGCUUGAUGUCUCCACCAAUGUCACCCGUGGUGGGACCAGGAUCGAGCCUUGGCGCGGAGCUGUCCGAUAACCAAACCUUGCGAAACCGUGCUGCCCAUGGCACAUUGAAUUCUCUAAUGUCACAGGACAGCAUGGACACGUUGGGCUCAGAUGAAUCUACAUUGAAAGCUAAAGGGAUAAUUAAUAACGUUGCGCAGCGGAAUAUCAAUCGAUCUCAAGGCGGUGGGCUAACGCGUAUGAAAUCCAUCCGUGAGGUUGCAAAGGGGGCGCAUCAGAUUCAUAGAAAUCAGAGCAUAACGGCUUCCAAUGCUAAAUCGGGCGCUUUACUUCGACGGAAAAGUACUAAGAUGUUCGGCGCGAAGAUUUUACAGGUUAAGCCGGGCAGUCGGCUGAGUGAGCAUCCGAUUCCCUUGCCGCAGAAUGUUGGGGCUGGGUCGCAGAGUAAAGUGCCGCAGAGGCAGGCUACAUUCCGAAUCAUUCGAGGUCAACUUAUAGGCAAGGGGACGUAUGGAAGGGUCUACCUCGGCAUUAAUGCUGAUAAUGGUGAGAUCCUGGCUGUGAAACAGGUGGAAGUGAGCCCGAAGGCUGCAGGCCAAGACAAGGAUAAAAUGAAAGAGAUGGUCUCGGCACUCAACCAAGAGAUCGACACGAUGCAACAUCUCGAACACCCCAAUAUUGUGCAGUAUCUUGGCUGCGAGCGCGGUGAGCUGUCCAUUUCCAUCUACCUCGAAUAUAUCCCUGGUGGCUCCAUCGGCAGUUGUCUGCGCAAACAUGGCAAAUUCGAAGAAAGCGUCGUUAAGUCCCUUACGCGUCAGGUUUUAAGCGGGCUGGCAUACCUGCACGACCAAGGAAUCUUACACCGCGACCUGAAAGCGGACAACAUCCUUCUAGACUUGGACGGGACCUGCAAGAUCUCCGAUUUUGGCAUCUCCAAGAAAACGGACAAUAUUUACGGCAAUGACGUGACGAAUUCAAUGCAGGGUUCUGUGUUCUGGAUGGCACCGGAAGUUGUCCAGUCACAGGGACAAGGUUACAGUGCCAAGGUGGACAUUUGGUCACUUGGUUGCGUGGUGCUGGAGAUGUUCGCGGGCCGACGACCGUGGAGUAAAGAGGAGGCCAUCGGGGCGAUUUUCAAGUUGGGGAGUUUGAACCAGGCUCCGCCGAUUCCUGAUGAUGUGUCUGUGGCUAUCACACCGGAAGCGUUGGCUUUCAUGUAUGAUUGUUUCACGAUUGACACCUUCGAACGACCAACUGCAGAGACUUUGCUGUCUCAGCAUCCCUUUUGCAAAGCUGAUCCACUCUACAAUUUCUUGGAUACCGAGCUGCAUGCGAAGAUUCGCCAUGUUCUCUGA
Messenger RNA from Paracoccidioides lutzii Pb01, 3570 nucleotides. Its product is annotated as STE/STE11/BCK1 protein kinase. The transcript has 2 exons. Gene Ontology annotation, biological process: protein phosphorylation. The record is from RefSeq and is a predicted model, not a curated record. Gene Ontology annotation, molecular function: protein kinase activity; ATP binding. The coding region runs from base 1 to 3570 and encodes 1189 amino acids.